Messenger RNA from Candoia aspera, 2293 nucleotides. It is a transcript of the gene CAMKV, whose product is annotated as CaM kinase like vesicle associated. The record is from RefSeq and is a predicted model, not a curated record. The coding region runs from base 296 to 1600 and encodes 434 amino acids. Gene Ontology annotation, biological process: peptidyl-serine phosphorylation. Gene Ontology annotation, molecular function: calmodulin binding; ATP binding; calcium/calmodulin-dependent protein kinase activity. NCBI's taxonomy places the organism in Eukaryota, Metazoa, Chordata, Lepidosauria, Squamata, Candoiidae. Gene Ontology annotation, cellular component: intracellular anatomical structure. The transcript has 11 exons.
AGCCGCGGAGCACCGAGCGCUCUCGGCUCCUUCUUCAGUCGACGGGAUCCUACGGCGGAUUGGGGUGCAACCCCUCCCUUUGCAACGCUGCAGUGCCCCUGGCCCGGGGAGCUGCUGAGCGGGCUUUGGAGGACUCUUGAUCCCAUCACCGGGAAGGCUCCAGAACCGGAGCGGCGGGCUCCAAAGUACGGGCGGAAAGAACAGGCGGGGAGCGCGUAAGAAAAAAACACCCGGACGCCUCCAUCCCUUGGAUCCCACCAUCGGCCGGAGCAGAUCUGCAAUAUCAGGCUUGGCAAUGCCGUUUGGAUGUGUUACCUUGGGAGAUAAGAAGGAUUACAACCAGCCAUCUGAGGUGACUGACAGAUAUGACCUGGGACAGGUAAUCAAAACAGAGGAGUUUUGUGAGAUAUUCCGUGCCAAAGAGAAAUCAACAGGCAAGCUUUAUACUUGCAAGAAGUUCCUGAAAAGAGAUGGGCGCAAAGUGCGAAAGGCAGCCAAGAAUGAGAUCAUCAUCCUGAAGAUGGUAAAGCACCCCAACAUCCUACAACUGGUGGAUGUGUAUGUUACCCGGAAAGAGUAUUUCCUCUUCUUGGAGCUGGCCACUGGUCGAGAGGUAUUUGAUUGGAUCUUGGACCAAGGGUACUACUCUGAGCGUGACACUAGUAAUGUCAUCAGACAGGUCUUGGAGGCUGUGGCAUACCUGCAUUCACUGAAGAUCGUACAUAGGAAUCUCAAGGCAAAAAAUUUAGUAUAUUAUAACCGCCUGAAGAACUCUAAGAUUGUGAUCAGUGACUUCCACCUAGCCAAGCUGGAGAAUGGGCUCAUCAAAGAACCUUGUGGAACCCCUGAAUAUCUAGCUCCUGAAGUGGUAGGGCGCCAACGAUAUGGGCGGCCAGUGGACUGCUGGGCUAUUGGUGUGAUCAUGUAUAUUCUCUUGUCAGGAAACCCACCCUUCUAUGAGGAAAUGGAUGAGGAUGAUUAUGAGAACCAUGACAAGAACCUGUUCCGCAAGAUCUUGGCUGGAGACUAUGAAUUUGAUCCUCCUUAUUGGGAUGAUAUCUCACAGGCAGCUAAGGACUUGGUGGCCCGUCUGAUGGAAGUGGACCAAGACCAGAGAAUUACGGCAGAAGAGGCUAUCUCUCAUGAAUGGAUUUCAGGCAAUGCAGCUUCGGACAAGAAUAUAAAAGAUGGAGUAUGUGCUCAGAUUGAAAAAAACUUUGCCAGGGCAAAAUGGAAGAAAGCUGUCCGAGUGACCACCAUGAUGAAGAGACUCCGAGCGCCAGAUCACACAGAGGCAGCCAAGCCAACGCCUCCUGCCGCUGCUGCUGCCACAACAGAUGGUGCUCCCACAACAGAGCCCACCAGCACCCCGCAGGCUAAACCUGAAGCAGACAACACAGCUCCAACAACUGAAGCUGCCCAGGUGACCACAGUGGUAUCAGCCCCUGCAGAAGGAAACCCAGAGGGAAAAACAUCCACAUCCCCCGCAACUAAAGCAGAAACAUCAACAAUGACAUCGGCGGGCCCAGCAACAUGUAACGGGGAAGGAACCACCACCCCCAGUGCCACCCCCGAGUCCUGGAAUGAGGAGACUGGCUGAGUCAGAGAGGAGCCGAGCAAGGGCAGGAUUGUACCUCUCUGUGUUGUAUCUCUCUUUGUAAAUAAUCACUGGCAUGGUCCCCCAAACUGUCCUGGCUUCCCAAUCAUUCCCUCUGUGCGUGGCUGUCAGUUUGUCUCACUCUGUGCCUCUCCAGCAGUUUCUAUUUUUUAUGUGACACAAUCCAGAGUGACCCUGACGGGCUCCAGUAAACAGAUGCUGCGGAGGCCCAAACCACUGCAUGAAAUUCUCUCUUUUCUCUCCACCCCUUCCCCUUCUCUUCUGUUGCUUUCUUUUUCUUUAGUGAAUUUUAUUUGUUUUGUUAGUACAACUGCCCUAAGGGUACUUUUAUUUAUUUUAUGCAUUCCUGAGACCACUUUCAAGACUGCCAUCUUCCCAGACCUUCUCUCAGUCAGUCGAUCACUAUCCAAAUUCUUGGCUCUUUGGGCCUCACUAGAAGAAGCUGAGGCAAGCAGAUGAAACACAGAAACCAUAUUCUCCAGCUGACCAAUCUAUUAUACCAUAGGGAUAUAGUAAAUCAAAGGUCCUUGCCAAAUUGCUAAGGUUUAAUUGGGUGUUAUAGAUGUCCAAACAAUGCCAUGGUUACCCAAGUAGACCUACUCAGUAGAAAAUGUAUAUAGAGUUCAUACGUUCAGCUGCUGUCCACAACUUCUGUUGCAUUUUUGCUCCAUGUCA